UAAGGUAUGUACAUGUAUUGUACGUAUGUAUAUUUACAGAAUAGUGUCGAAUAUUAUAUAUAUAUAUAUAUAUAUCGAUAGCUAGAGCAUCGAGAGAUUAAAACAAGCGUAGUGUUAGCGUCGAACGAAGAAAGAACCGACACGGAACGAACGAAGUGACACACUCAUUUCGGAUUUUUAGGAAGAGUCAUUUUUAUAUAUGCCACACGUAACACAAUACACACACACACACACACACACACACACACACAUACACACAUAUAGGUACACGAUUUUGCGAUAGAAGAUGUAGCAAGAGCAACGGAGGCCCUCGGGAAAUACCGCGGGCGUCCCAUCCGUUUUUCUUGAUACGUUUUGUAUGUGAAAACGAAUAAAUGACUGUAAUUAUUCUAAGACCAUCUGUCAUAUUUGCAGCACGCCGGAAGGGAGAAUUUCCGCCGGCAAAUGCUCGAUCGAUGCCGAUUCGAAAAUGCAAGCGUACCCUUUGAUCAGCGCGGAUUCGAUCGCGCUGCGAGAACAAUCGUUACGCGUAAGCGCGAUAAUUCGGUCAAGCCACGGAUUCCACGGAGGUAAAUAUUACCUUUCUUAUGCAACGCGAAGGACGAAGCGAGUUACAACAAUAACGACAAUGAGCAGGAUCUUCCUCUGUAAAGCGCAGCGCGAAAUAAGGAGGAGAGAAAGAGGAGAGAUGUGUCCCGCGAGAGUUACGCAACGACACCUAACUGCGGCGGCACCUCGCGCAUUUCAGAGUUCAAUAUCCUUCCACCAUCCACAAAAAUCCCCAUCGCCUCGUCCUCCUGCGCGGUCCCUGCAGUCGUUGCUGCCUCUUCGCAAAGGUAGGAAUAUGGCGAGUCUUACGAAAUCCACCACAAGCGUAAAAUUUGAAAAUAAAUAACAGCGGCUUCAAGACACGUCGGAAAAUACGCGCGGACUCGCGACAGUCCAGUCGCAUUCUGACCUCACGAUCUUGAUCUCCAAUUUCCACAGAGAUCCUCGUUAUAUGCGCGCUGGCACUUCGCCGUGCAGUUCGAGUUUCGCCGCUUCCUCCCAACCGUUCUUACGAUCUUAUUUAUUUUCAAGAGUGUCGCACUUUCGGUGUGUCGCGCGAUUUAUUUAGCGAGCGCCAAACGUUAUAGCGCAGCCGGAAGCACGAGAGGACCGCGACCUCGUUAGCGUACUGGCGAGAGAUUCAAGAAAGACGAAGGAUCCUUCGCUCACAGCAGGACCUCGCGGCUCUCUGCCGCGAGAAUGGCCACUGCAGGGUGCACUUAGGAAAGAUGACGGGCAGCAGUAACAACAAAAUGGGUCAGGGGGUGACGUCGGUUAGGGGAGACGGCAGGAAGCAUACGGUUCAUUGGUUCCGUAAGGGACUCAGGUUGCACGACAAUCCCUCCUUGAGGGAGGGCCUGGCGGGCGCGUCUACUUUCCGGUGCGUCUUCGUGCUGGACCCCUGGUUCGCCGGAAGCACCAACGUCGGCAUCAAUAAGUGGAGGUUUCUGCUGCAGUGCCUGGAGGAUCUGGAUUGCUCCCUGAGGAAACUCAAUUCGCGCUUGUUUGUGAUCCGAGGCCAACCCGCCGACGCGUUGCCCAAGCUCUUCAAGGAAUGGGGCACGACGAACCUGACCUUCGAAGAGGAUCCAGAACCGUUCGGUCGCGUACGGGAUCACAACAUCUCGGCGCUCUGCAAGGAGCUCGGCAUCUCGGUGGUCCAGAGGGUUUCGCAUACUCUCUACAAAUUGGACGAAAUCAUAGAGAAAAAUGGUGGGAAACCGCCGUUGACCUACCAUCAAUUUCAAAACGUCGUGGCCAGCAUGGAGCCGCCGGAACCGCCGGUACUGACGGUGACCUCCGCCUGCAUCGGCAGCGCCUAUACUCCUCUCAAGGACGAUCACGACGACCAUUACGGCGUGCCCACCCUUGAGGAACUUGGUUUCGACACGGAGGGUCUGCUGCCUCCGGUGUGGGUCGGCGGCGAGAGCGAGGCUUUGGCGCGGCUCGAGCGUCACCUCGAGCGGAAGGCGUGGGUGGCGAGCUUCGGCAGACCGAAGAUGACGCCGCAGUCCUUGCUGCCGAGUCAGACCGGGCUCUCGCCUUAUUUGCGAUUCGGGUGUCUCAGCACGCGGCUGUUUUACUACCAGCUCACCGAUCUGUAUAAGAAGAUAAAGAAAGCGAUGCCGCCGCUGUCGCUGCACGGCCAGCUCCUCUGGCGCGAGUUCUUUUACUGCGCCGCGACGAAGAACCCGAACUUUGAUCGAAUGCAGGGUAACCCGAUUUGCGUGCAGAUACCGUGGGACAAGAACGUAGAGGCGCUGGCAAAGUGGGCAAACGGCCAGACAGGUUUCCCGUGGAUCGACGCGAUUAUGACUCAACUGAGGGAGGAGGGCUGGAUACAUCAUCUAGCCAGACACGCGGUGGCUUGCUUCCUGACCAGGGGCGACCUUUGGAUCUCAUGGGAGGAAGGAAUGAAGGUGUUCGACGAGCUGCUGUUGGACGCCGACUGGUCCGUUAAUGCUGGCAUGUGGAUGUGGCUGUCGUGCAGCUCGUUCUUCCAGCAGUUCUUCCACUGCUACUGCCCGGUGCGAUUCGGCAGGAAGGCGGAUCCAAACGGCGAUUAUAUCAGGCGUUAUCUGCCGGUGCUGAAGAACUUCCCGACCAGAUACAUCCACGAGCCGUGGAACGCACCGCUCAGCAUACAGCACGCGGCCAAGUGCAUCGUCGGCAAGGAGUACUCGCUGCCGAUGGUGAACCACAGCAAAAGCUCGCGCAUCAACAUCGAGCGGAUGAAGCAGGUGUAUCAACAGCUAAACAAGUAUCGCGGUAACGGAACUUCGUUCAAAGGAGAAACCGUCGGCCUGCUGAACGCAUUGCUGGCACCGCUGACGAAGGACACCAACGAAGAAAAGACGAAGCAGCAGGACUCGCCGAGUCAGGAGAACGAGCAGAAGAUGGAGACCAUCAGCAACCCUACGCAACAGCAACAGCAGCAGCAACAGCAGCAACAGCAGCAAUAGCGACAGUCGUUGUAGCGAUUCAGCGGACCCGCCAGUGUAUUGUGAUAACGCGGACGCCUCUUUUGUGAAUUUUGUCAGGAGCGAUCAAACUCGAGCGGAAUUUUUCCAAUCGCGCGGAUCCUGUAUUUGCAAUUAUUUAUUCGGUGAUAUAUACGUGAGCGUGCGUGUGCACGAGCAUGCAUAUAUGCAUAUAUGCUCGCGUCCGCUAUUCCGACGAGAGUAUCUCUCUGUGAACAAUAAGCUAGUGAGCGCGUAGAAAACAGCGUGCUAGAAAACAAUCCUGUUUAAUGAAGUGCGUGGGUUCCAUCUGAAUAAACUGCCGAUUAGCCGCGGAGAAAUUUGUCGAUUGCACGCGAUACAAUACAGCCUGGUGCCUCUUGGAAAAUUAUUAUUAAUAAUAAUUAAUUGUCGUGUCUUCCUUUUGAGCUUCGAUUUUAUUAUUUUUCCUAUCCUGCGAUAUUGUCUAAGCUUUGACAAGUGUAUUGCACGUUCGAUAGUCCGAGUGAAUUUUAUCUUUGUACAUAUGGAUAUUGACUUGAAUAUAUUAACUGAUUAUAUUAGCUUUACAAUAUUUCCUUUUAGGUACGUUCUAAGCGACGACUUGAGUGUUAAUCGAAACAAGAGAACGGCCGAGAGCAGCGGUGCGAGAGGCGCCGUGCUAUUUUUAUAACAUUUGUAGAAGGUAGUCGAUGUUUUACGGGGAAACAUUCAGGCGUGUCCCUCGACCAGUUUGACGGGUUUUGGAUACAUCGCAGAGCAACUGAAAAUAGAAGAUAUAUGUUUUUUAUCGCAUGUUUUUAGCAAUCUCUCGAAAGUAAUUUCAUAUAUUUGAUUACAACAGGAUAUCUUCGAAAUUGUGAAAUAUAUGCUAUUGACUUAAAAAUUAUGCAAUUAAAUUUUUCAUAAAUGUGUGUGAUGUUUCUCAACAUAUCCUUACCCUGCAUUAUUAUUCUUACAAAUUUUAAAAUUUCUGUAAUGAUGAAAGAUGAAGAAAAUUUCACACCAAGUUUCCACUUAUGUGUGUAAUAAUAUUAUUUUCCAAAGCUGUAUUUUUAGAAUAUGAGUUUUAGACAUGAAUGCUGCACGGCGCGUUAUGACUACAUAUCACAUUUAUGCGAAAUAUUAAACGUUAUUUCUAGUACUUUGAAUAUAACAUAUUUGAAGUAUACAAAAUUGAUGAGUGACACGUAAAAGUAUUUCUUUGUAAGAAGAAACGAUUGAACAACCUCCUACAAUAAAUAUAUAUAUAU
Harpegnathos saltator (Jerdon's jumping ant) is the source of this 4261-nucleotide messenger RNA. It is a transcript of the gene phr6-4, whose product is annotated as (6-4)-photolyase. Gene Ontology annotation, cellular component: nucleus; cytoplasm. Gene Ontology annotation, molecular function: FAD binding; DNA binding. Lineage: Eukaryota; Metazoa; Arthropoda; Insecta; Hymenoptera; Formicidae. The record is from RefSeq and is a predicted model, not a curated record. Gene Ontology annotation, biological process: entrainment of circadian clock by photoperiod; negative regulation of DNA-templated transcription; circadian regulation of gene expression. The transcript has 11 exons. Bases 1278 to 3011 code for a protein of 577 amino acids.